AUGUAUCUCAAUAUUUAUCUACAAUCACUCCUGAUAACUUUGGUCCUGGCUACACGUGGCCAACCAAAUGUCCGAGCUGGUCAGCCCGUGCGGACAACAAGUGGACUAGUUUUUGGCCAUUCAUCUUCGUGGCAACCAAAUGUAUCCGAAUACUUGGGAAUCCCCUAUGCCCAGCCACCCAUUAAACAACUUCGGUUCGAAGCACCGCGACCGUACUAUGGGGCAGAGCCCAUCUUUGCGACCAAGUUUUCUCCUGACUGUCCGGCCAAUGGAAUGGCUCCGCCAAACUCGUCAAUAUCAUAUGAAUCUGUAGCUGAUACUAUUUUUAGUACAUUGAUUCAGGCGGGGGACUCCUUUUCAGAAGACUGUCUCACCUUAAAUGUAUGGGCCAAGCCUCAUGGUGGACCAACAUUGAAACCGGUGAUGAUCUGGAUAUACGGAGGAGGGUUUACCUCUGGCAGUACUGCCAAUCCGGCAUAUAAUGGCGCACGUCUCGUAGACUCCAAAGAUGUCGUGGUAGUGAGCAUCAACUACCGUGUUGGUAUAUUUGGGUUUCCAGGAUUUGAUAAACUGCCUUCCCUGAAUCUAGGCCUUCUUGAUCAACGUUUGGCAGUCGAGUGGGUGAGAAACAAUAUUGCACACUUUGGUGGUGACCCAGAUCGCAUCACACUUUUUGGACAGUCGGCUGGGGGGCAAUCGGUGGAUUUUUAUUCUUUUGCGUGGACGGAAGAUCCGAUUGUUUCCGGUUUUAUCAUCGAGUCUGGCUUCGCGUAUGAUGCUCCUGCCGCCAACAUGUCGGGGUGGUUUAAUACAAGUCUUCAGCUUGACUGUGGUGGGCCCGAAGCCGGAAUCAAAACACUGGAAUGCAUGAAAACGAAGAGUUAUAUGGACAUACUCAGCGCCGUACAAGGGUAUUUCGGUCCCACGGCAGAUAACCGGAUUGUUUGGGCAAAUUACACAAGCCAAAGGAUAAGGGGAGCUUUUGUAAAACGGGCAAGUUGA
This is a messenger RNA of Penicillium lagena, 1002 nucleotides long. RefSeq names its product alpha/beta-hydrolase. The coding region runs from base 1 to 1002 and encodes 333 amino acids. Lineage: Eukaryota; Fungi; Ascomycota; Eurotiomycetes; Eurotiales; Aspergillaceae. The transcript has a single exon. The record is from RefSeq and is a predicted model, not a curated record.